Messenger RNA from Hipposideros armiger (great roundleaf bat), 982 nucleotides. It is a transcript of the gene SORCS3, whose product is annotated as sortilin related VPS10 domain containing receptor 3. The annotation marks the transcript as partial. The transcript is spliced from 6 exons. Gene Ontology annotation, cellular component: postsynaptic density membrane. The record is from RefSeq and is a predicted model, not a curated record. Gene Ontology annotation, molecular function: protein binding. Lineage: Eukaryota; Metazoa; Chordata; Mammalia; Chiroptera; Hipposideridae.
GGCGCGACAGGCGGUCCUGGGGGCCCGGCGGCCCCGGCUUCGCGGCCCGCGCUGCUUCCUCUCUUGCCGCGGGCAAUGGCAAGCCGGUGGCCGGAGGAGCAGGCGACUGCUCGGAGACGCGCCGCACUGGGGCGCCAGCCAGGACCAGAGCCGCUGCCCCAGCCUGGCGGUGGCAGCGGUGGAAAGAAGCAGGGAGACGAUGGGGAGCCGUCGUUAGCAGGCGCGCGGUGGGGACAGGGCAUCCCAGCUCCUGGCAAACCUGGCCGUGUGAGGAGGAGGAGUCGCCGGGCGCAGCCCCCCAGUGCCCUGGAACGCUGGGACACCGGGGCCACUGCCUUGGCCGACGGUUCCACAGGAAGCCAUCCUCUGGCCAAGGGUCUCCGGGAGGAGAUGAAGGCGCUGCGGGCCGGGGGUGCGGCGGCCGAAGGGCUCCGGCUGCCCAGUACCUCCUUUGCACUGACUGGGGACUCGGCCCACAACCAAGCCAUGGUGCACUGGUCGGGACACAACAGCAGCGUUAUACUUAUCCUGACGAAGCUGUAUGACUUCAACCUGGGGAGCGUGACUGAGAGUUCACUUUGGAGAUCAACGAAUUAUGGCACCACCUAUGAAAAGCUGAAUGACAAAGUGGGCCUGAAGACUGUCCUCAGUUACCUCUACGUCAAUCCCACCAACAAAAGGAAGAUCAUGCUUCUUAGUGAUCCUGAAAUGGAGAGCAGCAUAUUGAUAAGCUCAGACGAAGGGGCGACCUAUCAGAAAUACCGGCUCACCUUCUAUAUCCAGAGCCUGCUCUUUCAUCCCAGGCAGGAAGACUGGGUGCUGGCCUACAGUCUGGAUCAAAAGCUCUACAGCUCCAUGGACUUUGGGAGACGGUGGCAACUCAUGCAUGAACGCAUCACCCCCAACAGGUUUUACUGGUCGGUGGCCGGACUGGAUAAGGAGCCGGACCUGGUGCACAUGGAGGCGAGGACUGCUGACGGAU